This is a messenger RNA of Nerophis lumbriciformis (worm pipefish), 2349 nucleotides long. It is a transcript of the gene zap70, whose product is annotated as zeta chain of T cell receptor associated protein kinase 70. NCBI's taxonomy places the organism in Eukaryota, Metazoa, Chordata, Actinopteri, Syngnathiformes, Syngnathidae. Gene Ontology annotation, biological process: intracellular signal transduction; protein phosphorylation. The record is from RefSeq and is a predicted model, not a curated record. Gene Ontology annotation, cellular component: cytoplasm. Gene Ontology annotation, molecular function: non-membrane spanning protein tyrosine kinase activity; ATP binding.
AUCUUGUGAGACCAUGUCGGCCAACCCCACAAGCUAGCUCAGCUGUUCUGGCGAUGACAUGCUCGCCAUUUCCACUUGAAUAAGCCGACGACGAGGGGUAUCGCUGGCUUAUACGGCGUCGAAUAGGUCCUCCUAAUUCAGAUGCAUCUUGUCCCACAAGCAACAACCUUGGUCUACUUGGAGGGAAGAAGUAUAACGUCUCCAAAGAGCUCUCUGAGAAUUCGCCAUGGCCGCCGACCCUGCAGCAGAACUACCUUUCUUCUUCGGCAGCAUCAGUCGCGCUGACGCUGAGCAGUAUUUGAAGCUGGCCGGCAUGUCAGACGGGCUCUUCUUGCUGCGCCAGUGUUUCCGAAAUCUGGGUGGCUAUGUCCUCUCCAUGGUGUGCAACAUUGAGUUCCACCAUUACACCAUUGAGAAACAGCUUAACAACACCUACUGCAUCGCACGAGGCAAACCCCACUGUGGGCUUUCAGAGCUGUGUGAGUUCUACAGCAAGGACCCUGAUGGGCUGGUGUGUGUUCUGAGGAAACCCUGCUUACGCUCCCCGGAUACAGCGAUCCAAACCGGUGUGUUUGACAGCCUGAAGGAACACAUGUUGAAGGAAUAUGUCAAGCAGACCUGGGGCCUUGAGGGAGAAGCCAUGAAGCAAGCGAUCAUCAGUCAAGCUCCUCAAGUGGAAAGGCUCAUCGCCACUACAGCCCACGAGAGGAUGCCUUGGUAUCACGGGCAAAUCCCCCGACAGGAAAGUGAGAGGCUGCUCUAUCGCGGUAGUCAACCAGACGGCAAGUUUCUCAUUAGAGACCGAGAGGAGCCGAAUACUUUUGCACUCUCUGUCAUGUAUGGAAAAACUAUUUAUCACUAUCAAAUCAUCGAAGGCAAGUCAGGAAAAUAUUCCAUGCCAGGAGGGACACAGUUUGAUACAAUAUGGCAGCUGGUAGAGUACCUGAAGAUGAAAUCUGAUGGCCUGGUGACAUGUCUUGGCGAUGCAUGUGUCAACGGAGCGGCUGGAAAGCUACCCAGUCUUCCAGCAACAAGGAGAAUGGGCCUAAAUAGCUACACACCGACCCCUCGAGGCUCUGUACCUCUGAAUGUGACUUCCAAGGCCGCCCCAGCAGCUGUACCUGCAGAUGAUCUUCUACUUCCAAUGGACUGCGUCGGGUUCAACCCAUAUCAUAAUCCCAACGACAUCAAGAAGUUUAACAUUCGGAGGGACCAGCUGAUGAUCGACGAGGUUGAGCUCGGCUCUGGCAAUUUUGGCUGCGUGAAGAAGGGAGUCCUCAUGGCUGACAGCGGCCAGAUGGAUGUUGCCAUCAAAGUGCUGAAGAGCGACAACGAGGCGCUAGUGAAGGAGGAGAUGAUGAAGGAGGCAGAGAUCAUGCAUCAGCUGAGUAAUCCCUUCAUUGUUCAGAUGCUGGGGCUGUGCAGGGCUGAAAGUCUGAUGCUGGUCAUGGAGAUGGCUGCCGCCGGACCUCUCAACAAGUUUCUUUUCUCAAAUAAAGAUACGGUAACGGUGGAGAACAUUGUCAACCUGAUGCACCAGGUGUCCAUGGGGAUGAAAUAUCUGGAAGAGAAAAACUUUGUGCACAGAGAUUUAGCAGCUCGCAAUGUAUUGCUGGUCAACCAACAGCUUGCUAAAAUCAGUGACUUUGGGCUGUCCAAGGCCCUGGGAGCGGACGACAGCUACUACAAGGCCCGUUCUGCAGGCCCAUGGCCGCUGAAGUGGUACGCGCCAGAAUGUGUCAACUUCCGCAAGUUCUCCAGCAAAAGUGACGUGUGGAGUUUCGGGGUCACCAUGUGGGAAGCCUUCUCAUACGGCGGGAAACCCUACAAGAAAAUGAAACAGGUGGAAGUGAAUAAUAUGAUUGAAAGUGGGAAGCGCUUGGCGUGUCCCGCAAAGUGUCCGGAACGGAUGCAUGAACUGAUGCAAGAAUGCUGGACAUACAAACAUGAGGAGCGCCCCGACUUCAAGAAGGUGGAGGAGUCCAUGAGAUCUUACCAUUAUUCCAUAUCAAACAAGGUUAAACCAGAAGGAUUUGCCUCUGCCGCUGAUCCGAAGAAACCGACAUAAAAAAAAACAAAAGCACAUUCUGUCCCAUGGCUGUACAAUGUAUCCAUUCAGCUGGUCAUUAAACAAGCAAAACAAAGAAGUAUUUAUGAGCCGUGCACACUGCCCAGCCUUAACUCAAGCAGCCAUACAGCUGUACAGGCCUCGAUGACGAUAAGGAAGCAUGCGUAACAUCAGUCGGCUAAAUACGAUACAUCUUUACUGUGUGAUAUCUUACAGUGUGUACUGCGAGUAUUUCUUCCGAUACACUGUAAGAAGUGACUUUGUGCAUGGUCUGUCCUAAA